UAAAACGCCGAGUUUGACCAUUGAGCUCGGCUCGUUCAGAAUCGUCGUUGGAAAGUCGCUCGGUUCCCGCCAUUACGUGCUUUUUCUACCGUGUAGCGAUUUGAUUACCGGAGGAAGGCACGAUGACGGACACCCAGUAUUCAAAUUACCAGCAACAGGGGUACAAUCAGUACAGCCAGCCACCACCUACUGGUGGUCAGGAUACUUCGUAUCCGCCACCAUCUAGCGGUGGUGGCGGCUAUAAUCAGUAUAGCCAACCACCACCAAAUACUGGAAGCAACUAUGGCAGUUACAACAGUUACAAUUCCAGCGGUGGCCCAGACUACAAUCAGCCGCAGAGUUACAACCAAAACAGUUAUGGCAGCGGCAGUGGUUCUGGAGGUAACAGCGGCGGUGGUGGCAGUUAUGGUGGAAAUUAUGGACACGGGGGCGGAGGUAGCGGUGGUUAUAAUCGCAACAAUUCUAGUGGAGGCUAUGGUGGAGGCCAAGGAGGAGGUGGUGGCAGUAGAUAUGGCGAUCGUGGGGGAUACAAUGACCGCUCUGGCGGUGGCUACAACAGUGGCGGUGGCCGUGGUGGUUAUAACAAAGGGGGCUACGGUGACCGUGGCGGUGGCAACGAUGGAAUGGUUACUCAAGAAGAUACUAUAUUUGUAUCUGGUAUGGAUCCUUCAAUCUCGGAGGAAGAAAUUUGCGAACACUUUGGAGCGAUUGGUAUAAUAAAACACGAUAAGCGUACUGGCAAGCCAAAAGUGUGGAUGUACAAAGACAAGAAUACUGGCAAGUCGAAAGGCGAAGCCACCGUGACUUACGACGACCAGAACGCCGCGCGUUCGGCGAUAAGCUGGUUCGACGGGAAAGAGUUCAAAGGGCGUACUAUAAAAGUGCAGAUUGCUCAGCAUAAGAGUAACUGGCAAGGCAACCGCAGUGGCGGAAGUCGAGGCGGCGGCGGCGGUGUCCGAGGCCGCGGUGGUUUUGGCGGCCGCGGAGGCGGUGGUGACAGAGACGAUCACCACCGUGGAGGCAGCGGUGGCGAUGAUAGACGCGGCGGCGAUGGAGCUGGUCGUGGCGGAGACUGGAGGUGUCCGAAUCCCGAGUGUGGUAACACAAAUUUCGCCUGGAGAGAUCAAUGCAAUCUCUGUAAAAGUUUGAAACCAGAGGGCGCUGGUGGUGGUGGAGGCGGCGGCGGGGGUGGUGUACGAGGUAACCGUGGCGGCGAUCGGGGUGGCCGAGGAGGUUUCAGAAGCGACAGAGGUGGCCGUGGAGGCGACAGGGGUAGCCGAGGAGGUGGUUUCCGCGGUGGAGACAGGGGACGAGGCGGUCGAGGUGGACCCAUGAGAGGAGGCGGCGGCCGAGGUGACAGAGACAGGGAUCGUCAACGUCCUUAUUAAAUAACAUUCAAAACAAAAUGAUUGGUAAAGAUCACUCAUUGACAUACUGUACACAUUUUGUACACAGUUUUGACGUAUGUACAUUAUUCGCAAACACAG
Messenger RNA from Colletes gigas, 1487 nucleotides. RefSeq names its product RNA-binding protein cabeza. The coding region runs from base 123 to 1388 and encodes 421 amino acids. Gene Ontology annotation, cellular component: nucleus. The transcript is spliced from 8 exons. Gene Ontology annotation, biological process: regulation of DNA-templated transcription. Gene Ontology annotation, molecular function: transcription coregulator activity; RNA binding. Lineage: Eukaryota; Metazoa; Arthropoda; Insecta; Hymenoptera; Colletidae. The record is from RefSeq and is a predicted model, not a curated record.